GCUCAGGCUGGAGAAUAGAUGCGCUCGUGUGUAUCCUUCGUGUCAUAAAGUGUCUAUAAUAACACACACAUGGAGAUGAUGUGCUGUCGGAAUGUAUAGAGCUCAUGUAGCGAUUAGAUGUGAAUGAUUCUUCUGGAAUAAGAAGAUGCUGAUGCGGCGAUGAAGGAGAGUGUAGAAAGGAGCACACUUCAGGAGUGACAUGAGGCUGGCCUGCUCAGUUUCUGGCAGAUGAAGAAAAUACAAUUCCUGAAGGAGAAUAUGUGCAUUAGGGCUGUUGGUGAAGAUCAUUUCCCACUCGUGUAAGGAACAAAAGUGGUUUUUCAGGACAUUGGCAUGGACCAGUAAUGAAUGGUGACGGGGCUUCCAGCAGCCCGGAGCACUCCUCCUACCCGCUUCCGGACUGGAAGGAGUUCUGCGAGCUGCACGCUCAAGCUUCUGCUGCUGACUUUGCACACAAGUUCCAGCGUUUUAUCAGCGAGAACCCAUGCUACGACUCGCCCGGUGCUGAAGCCAGCUUUUCUCAACACUUUUCCCAGCACUUCUUGACCUGCUUCUCUGCCACCCUUGAAGAAACUCCAGGUCCUGGCUCGCCCGGUGGCACCUCGACACCCAAAUACAGCAUUGUGCCCUUUGUUGGGAUUCAGGGCUGCUCGUUGCCUUACGGCCACGAGCUUUACCAUCACCGCAGAGACGUGGGGGCAUCUAGCGAAUCACUGGACAGCAUGGACAGUGGAGGGGUUGGAGCCAGCGGACAGGAACCGCAAACGCCCACUCGGAAGAUGGCUGUUGUAAGCCAGUCCAGAAGUUCGGAGGACUUGUCGGCAGACCAUCGCAAAGCACGCUUCAAGAAGGGAUUUUCCCUACGCAACAUGAGUCUGAGCGUGGUCGACGGGGUAAAAGAGAUCUGGCACCGCAGGGCCUCUCCAGAACCUGACCCCCUGGCCAGUUCCAGGAGGACCAAUGGAGCUGAGGUGGUGGGGUUGGAGCACUGGAGCCAAAAGCUAAGGCUGUCACGGGGUUCUCAGGGACACAAAGCAGAGCUGUUGGAGAUCCAGAGGGAGGGUAUGCUUAGAUACAUGGUGGCUGAUGACACAAACUGCAUUGGGGCGGCACAGUGGCAGAAAUGUAGGUUACUGUUGAGGAAGACCGCUGCGUACUCGGACACUGGAGAGAAGUUUCUGCUGGAGUUCUACAUCCCACCGAAGUCUUCCAAACCCAAAGUGAGUGUUCCUCUAUCUGCUAUCGUGGAGGUGAGGACCACAAUGCCUUUAGAGAUGCCUGAAAAAGACAACACAUUUGUGCUCAAGGUAGAAAAUGGUGCUGAAUAUAUUUUGGAGACCAUUGAUUCUCUGCAGAAGAACUCGUGGGUGGCAGAUAUUCAGGACUGCAUAGAUCCUGGGGACAGUGGAGAUGACAUUGAGCUGGCGUCAUGUGCACACAGCCAACCUCUCAAAGAUUUCUCACUGGUGUCCUCCUGCAGCUGCGAGAUGUUGUGUGACGGAUCGCAUCGGGGCAGUACCGUUCAUGAUCACUGUACGCCGGUCACGCAGCACCCCUCGCACGUACCCUUAGAGAGAUUUUUACAGUCGCCCGAGGCCCAGAACGCUAACACUACAUCAGGAAGUCCUGGUGAAGGCCCAAGAGAAACGGAAGGAGAAAGCAGUUUGGCCGGUUACCCGUGGUUCCACGGGACGUUGUCGCGGGUGCGUGCGGCUCAGCUCGUCCUCGCCGGCGGCGCGCGCAGUCACGGUUUGUUCGUCAUCCGUCAGAGUGAGACGAGACCUGGAGAAUACGUCCUCACCUUUAAUUUCCAGGGCAAAGCCAAGCACCUGCGCUUGUCUGUGAAUGAAACCGGCCAGUGUCACGUGCACCAUCUGUGGUUCCAGAACGUCUCGGACAUGUUACAACAUUUUCACACUCACCCUAUACCUCUGGAGUCUGGCGGCUCUACGGACAUCACGCUACGAUCAUAUGUGCAAGUCCAGCGAACGCUCGCAGAUGUGUCCUCACCCCUGCGGGAUAGCCCUGUCUGUCGCACAGAAUCGAGCCAAUCGGCUCAUCAGCUGUCCGGUGUUGCUGCCACCUCAGAUGCAACGCUGUCAUCCAGCUCGUCGUCGUCGCCGAUGGCUCAGCCGAGCACAGGAGGGCUGGUGUCCGCCGGCGGUCUCCACAGUCGCAGUAACAGCGCAGAAAGGCUCCUGGAAGCUGCCGGUGGCAGCGCUGACGACUACCACGACACCGAUGGCUCACGGCGGACUCGAGCUGUAGAAAACCAGUACUCCUUCUACUGACAUCAGCUGUCAAUCAAACUCAGCAUCAGUCUGCUAGCAGAUAAAAUGCAGUUUGUUUUAUUGGUUCUUUGUUCUUCGGCAUUAACCUUUAGCAGCGCUAAAUACGCCCUAUGAAACUGUUUUUGUCAACACAUGAGGCUAAUUAUCUGAUCGCUUAUAGUACUUUAAAAAACUUCGAGGAAAAAGUCUGAGUCGUUUGCUGAGGAAUGAAAGCACGUGUCACUUGCGAGAACACUUGCAGAGAAUAUGUUUUUGAGCCAUUUGUUUGUGAAUCUGUGAAUGAUUUGUUGUUGUAUUAUCACGUAGGCGUGUUCUCCUCAUGUUUUCUCAUGUCAUGAACAACAGACCCGACUAAAAUGUUGUAGCAUUACCUGACUGAACUUGUUUCUGUUGUCCUGAUGUCGACAGAUCUUUGUGAAAUGAAGGUUCUAGUUUUGCAGUGUUUGACUUGUCAAAGGCUGAGAAUAGAUUUGCUUGCUGGUAUCUCACAGAUGUUGAAGCAUCCUUUAGCUUUUGCAUAAACUGAUGAUGUUUAUGGAUGAGUUGUAAUAUGGAGGUGUUAGUGAACGUGAGCCAGGCGGCCCCAGCAGUUGCAACAGGAAAACACAGGUGUCCCUCGACAAAUGUCUGAAGCAACACCAGCGCGUGAGGCUAUCUCCUUUAAGGCUUCGGGGGAGGGCGAGCUGGUCAGAGAGCUGACUUUAAAAGGAUGUGCCACACUCCCAGGUUGAAUGGGGCUGAUGAAGAUCCUCCCCUGAAUAGUUGGCGAGAAAUAGCCUGGAAGCCUUGUACCUCCAGCGGGCCACCAACCAGAGGAGAUGGGCUUCGUCCCUGUCCGUCGUUCAUAAGGAGGUGAUUAAGAUUAAGAUGGCAUUUGGCUCACACCCACUCCUUGGGAUCGACAGUUCUCCCGGUUUGCAGCACUCUAGUCUCACAAUCCCAUCGCAGCGCGUUCAUCAUCCCAUCAUCACGUUCUAAUAGCGUGGUGGGCUUCAGCAGUUAUUGUCAGACAUUAAAGGAGCUGUAUGUAAUAAUUUUACUGUAUUAAAUCAAAACAAUACCUUAGUAUGUUCGUAGACAUUUAGGAAACAUGCUAAGUUCAUAUAUUGGUUUAUCCAAAAAACACCGCAAUAGCCAGUUAUUCCACUCUGAAAUGUGCGUUCUGUGCCGGAAUGUCUGUUGUUGUUUUGUUGUGUGACCCCGCCCACUGACUGUUUACCACCUAGUGUAUUUCCACAGCUCGGUUGCCAGUUUGUGACAAUCACAGCAUAUUGUAGCAAACAAACAAUGAGUCUGUUGUGUUUUUUGUGCGGCCGAGAGACGAGUGUAGGCCUCAGAUCAGAGAAGCUGUUUGGGACCAAAGAGAACACGCACUGUUUCUCCUGUUACGCUCUCCUCUGGGUGGGACGCGUUUCCCCUGCGCAAAGUCCGAGAAAAAAAGUAAUCCAUCAUAAGUGACAGCAAACUGGCCAAACCAGCGGUGGUUUCUCGAUCUAGAGGAGAUGCUUGCAGCACAUCUGUGGCUGAUCCCGUCUCAAGCGUGGGGUUAUGAGUUGAGUAUGAGUUGUGGAGGCUGCCAUUGAUAUCAGAUGUGAUGUGCAAAGGGCGCUGUCUGUGUCAGGCAUUCUAGCUUGUCUGAACAGUGAAUGUUCAUGUUGCCGCUUUAUACGUUUCUUUAUCAAAUUCGGUUAGGUGGGCAUUAAAUGUCAUUUCACAUUUGAUUCAGAUGAAUAUAUCCUUUCUCAAACUCUUUCAUGGGAGCACACAAACUUAACUUGUCAGUUUACAUUUUUUACCAAUUCUAUGAAACCGUAAACAUCAAAUGAAUCCUUUGUCGGAUCAGAUGCGGUCUUUGCUACGAUUCUCAUCAUGAUCUUCAGCACUCGGAUGCUUGUGGCCAAAAUGAUUCAAAUUUACAUAAGGACGUUUACGACAUUUGCACAGUUUGUCUUCAUGAUACCUCGCACCCCAUCUUUCCCAUCAACCAAAAAACAUCUCUUUAAGCGAACUGUACUAAAUUGUGCUGUCUUUGCUACAACCCAACCCACAAUCGCAGUCCGUGUGAACGAUAAGAGACAGUUUGUGCAGAGACUGUAGGUGAAGCACUGUGUCAUGAGCUCUGUGCUCAUCUUCAUGAUUCUCAUUUUUAUUCACUCACAUGUAUUUAUUAUUUAGUGUAGUGUAGUGGAAAUACAAAACGGUUUAAAGCAACUGAACAAUUUCAUUCCGCACGUUUGUAGUUGUUUUGUUCUCCUCACGAUUUGUUGUGUACUAUUAGUUUGGUUUUAUUGUAAAAAACCUUUGUCAGGGAUCUCCAACCCUGCUGGUGAAGAGCUGCAGUACCCUCCUGCAGACUGCAGCUCCAUCACACCUGUCUGUAAUCAUCGAGCAACCCUCAACACCUUGAUGAGCUGCUUCAGCUGUGUCUGAUUGGGCUUGGAGCUGAAAUCUUCAGGAUGUAGCUCACCAGGAGCAGGGUUGCACACUUUUUUUGUAUAAUAUGAUGAACCUCCUGUACAACUUUAUAUUUCUGUGAAUAAAACUGGU
Molecule: messenger RNA, 4838 nt
Organism: Triplophysa rosa
Lineage: Eukaryota; Metazoa; Chordata; Actinopteri; Cypriniformes; Nemacheilidae
Product: SH2B adapter protein 2
Exons: 11
Coding region: 345-2291 (648 amino acids)
Biological process (GO): intracellular signal transduction; antigen receptor-mediated signaling pathway
Cellular component (GO): plasma membrane
Molecular function (GO): transmembrane receptor protein tyrosine kinase adaptor activity
Source: RefSeq, a predicted model, not a curated record